Colletotrichum siamense is the source of this 1035-nucleotide messenger RNA. RefSeq names its product putative acyl-CoA dehydrogenase IBR3 (gene IBR3). The record is from RefSeq and is a predicted model, not a curated record. The transcript is spliced from 5 exons. NCBI's taxonomy places the organism in Eukaryota, Fungi, Ascomycota, Sordariomycetes, Glomerellales, Glomerellaceae. The coding region runs from base 1 to 1035 and encodes 344 amino acids. Gene Ontology annotation, biological process: protein phosphorylation. Gene Ontology annotation, molecular function: protein kinase activity.
AUGUCUUCUUCCGGUUCACAUCAUGAUGUCGACAACGAGGCCCUAGGAGAAUACCUUCGCAAGUCAGGAACGAUACCAGGUCUUCAGCUACCGAUCACCACAACCAAGAUUGGAUAUGGCCAGAGCAAUCCAACCUACUUUCUUGAUGAUGCAGUCGGCGACAGGUUCAUCUUGAGAAAGAAACCUCAGGGCCAGACAAUUAGCCCAGUAGCACAUCAAGUUGACCGCGAGUUCAGAGUUCUUCAAGCUCUUGGUUCUGUUCCCAACUUCCCCGUGCCGCGGGUGUUCAUUCUGUGCACUGAGGAAUCGAUUAUAGGAACCUCGUUCUACGUGGAGAUUGCCAUCACAGAUGCGAUCGGUCUGGAAGGCUACGGCAAGAAGAUUGGAUUCUACGCUCGUCAUUGUAACACUUGGAGCCGUAUAGAGUCUCAGCAAGCUGCGGUCAGGGACAAGAAGACGGGUGAGCUUCUUGGGCGGGCUCACGAGAAUUAUGACGAUAUCAUGUCCUACGUGAGAGAAAACCUUCCCGGCGAACGAUUUUCCAUCGUUCACGGGGAUUUUAAAUUUGACAACUUAAUACUUCACCCUUCCGAGCCAAAAGUAAUUGCGAUCCUUGACUGGGAGCUAUCGACGAUUGGGCACCCGCUCAUGGACCUCGUCUACUUCUUGAGUCCAUUCUUUGAUGACCAUAUCACACCUGGCCGGUCGAUAACUGGCCCUCCUGAAUCGCUUAGGCCAGAGCAUCGACGGUCUAGAGGCAUCCCAGAGCCAACGGAGCUCCUGGAUCGUUACGCAGAAAUCGUUGGCUUCGAUCCGCGCAAAGACGGCGGCGGAAAGGAUUGGGAGAUCGCAGCAAUCUUCCAUUAUGCUCGCUCUGGUACCAUCAGUCACGGUAUACAAGCACGCACGAUGAAAGGCCAGGCCAGCAGCGAGUUCAGCCAUAUUUAUUUCGAGAAUACGCACAAGGCAUUGUCCAAUGCCUUCAAACGGGUACAGAGGCUGAAGGAGGGGAGAGGGCAAGGGCAGAAACUUUAG